Messenger RNA from Alternaria postmessia, 582 nucleotides. RefSeq lists its product as uncharacterized. The coding region runs from base 1 to 582 and encodes 193 amino acids. The record is from RefSeq and is a predicted model, not a curated record. Lineage: Eukaryota; Fungi; Ascomycota; Dothideomycetes; Pleosporales; Pleosporaceae. The transcript has 5 exons. Gene Ontology annotation, molecular function: GTP binding; GTPase activity. Gene Ontology annotation, biological process: small GTPase-mediated signal transduction.
AUGGCCGAGAUUCGACGAAAGCUCGUUAUUGUCGGUGACGGCGCCUGUGGAAAGACCUGUCUGCUCAUCGUCUUCUCCAAGGGCACUUUCCCCGAGGUCUACGUCCCCACCGUCUUCGAGAACUACGUCGCCGAUGUAGAGGUUGACGGCAAGCACGUCGAGCUCGCCCUUUGGGAUACCGCUGGCCAGGAAGAUUACGACCGUCUCCGCCCUCUCUCCUACCCCGACUCGCACGUUAUCCUCAUCUGCUUCGCCAUCGACUCGCCCGAUUCGCUUGACAACGUCCAGGAGAAGUGGAUCUCCGAGGUUCUGCACUUCUGCCAGGGCCUUCCCAUCAUCCUCGUUGGAUGUAAGAAGGAUCUGCGCUUCGACCAGAAGACGAUUGAGGAGCUACACAAGACCUCGCAGAAGCCCGUGACACCCGAGCAGGCCGAGGAUGUGCGCAAGAAGAUUGGUGCCCAGAAGUACCUCGAGUGCUCGGCCAAGACGAACGAGGGCGUCCGAGAAGUAUUCGAGCACGCCACCCGGGCUGCUCUGUUGACCCGGAAAGAGAAGAAGACCAAGAAGUGCUUGAUCUUGUAA